AUGACACAAGAAGACUUUGUGGAAGAAGAAUUAUUACCAACAAAACAAGAUGAAUGGGGCAUUUCACCAACAUCAUCUCAUGACAAUGGAGCCAUAACACGGCAACUUUCCUUAACAAGAAGUCUUAGUGAAAUAUCAAACGAUGAAAUACGUCGUAAAGAAGUUAUAAAUAUUUCCACCUCUAAUCCUUCUCAUUUAUUCUGGGUGCCCGCUUCACAACACCCAGAAAUUGCACCAGCAGAGUUUGAAAAAUAUGUUAAAGCACACGGUUUAGUUAUAAGAAGGAGAAGUGAAAAAAGAAGACAAUCCAUUCUUUCUGUUUAUUUUACAGCUAAUGAAGAAGAGGAUAAGAGCAUUAAAAAGUCAUUACAAAGAAGUGCUAGUUUGCAAACAGCAACUGCAGGAGAAUAUGCUCGAAAUAUACCUGAUUUGUUAAUUUUUGAUAGAAAUUCAUCACCUUUGGAUAAGUCUCGAGCACUUGUUCCAAAAGCGGACAGACCAUUAUUAAGAAGAGGUGCUCGUACAAAUUUUAAAAGAAACUCAUCACUUAAUAAAUCACCAACAGAUCAUGAUAAAGACUUUAAUUAUUCUCAGAAUAGGACUAGUAAGCAUGAUGAUGAGGGAGUAAUAGUAACUGAUGCUGUUGAAAGACAAAAAGAGGUGCAUAUACCAGCAACAGAGAAUGAUCAUGUAAGGGAUUUAUGUGUUGCAACUAGACGACAGGAAGAAUAUGACAUCAUAACUUCCGAGCCAGAUCCUAUUGCUAUAUCUCGAUCCGUUUCUACUUCUCUUUCAACCGCUAAUAAUCGUAAAAGUAGUUGGUCAUGGGCAUUUUGGUUAGAUGAAAAGUCAGCUAAAAAGAAUAAUAAAGUAGAUUCUGAAGAACAACAACAAAAAGACUCACAUAAUACAACUUUAAACCAUAAGAAAGUAUUUACAUUAUCGUCUUUAUUUUCGAGAAAGUCUAAAAAUAAUCAACAACAGAAUUACACAUCAAAUAUUGAGACAAUGACAUCAGGCCUACUGACUAAACCAUCGAAUGAUAUUCAAUUACAUAAUCCUAUGAACAUGACUCGAUUACCUUUACAUGUCGAGAGAGCCAUCUAUAGAUUAUCUCAUAUCAAGUUAGCUAACCCACGGCGUCCAUUACAUGAGCAAGUUUUAAUUUCAAAUCAAAUGUUCUGGUAUUUAUCCGUUAUAGCUUGUAAUCAGAACACAGCAGAGACUAAAUUGAUUGAAGAGAAAAAGAGAAGGAAGCGACUUGUAAAGAAACAGAGAGCACCUCCAAAGAAUUCAACUACCAAAUUUAUCUCUUCUAAUCGUUCGACUGAAUCAACAGGAUUUAUUGUACCUGAAAAUUAUUUAAAUCCAAGCUCAUUAAAAAGACCUAUGAAAGCUGGUUAUAACACAUCACUUUAUCAUAAGCAACAACCCCAAAGUAGUGAUAGUUCAUCUUCUGAAGAUGAUGAUUCAUUAUCAAGUGAUGAGGAUGAAGAUUAA
Molecule: messenger RNA, 1500 nt
Organism: Cokeromyces recurvatus
Lineage: Eukaryota; Fungi; Mucoromycota; Mucoromycetes; Mucorales; Mucoraceae
Exons: 3
Coding region: 1-1500 (499 amino acids)
Biological process (GO): positive regulation of G2/M transition of mitotic cell cycle; establishment of cell polarity
Cellular component (GO): cytoplasm; cell septum
Source: RefSeq, a predicted model, not a curated record